Macroventuria anomochaeta is the source of this 609-nucleotide messenger RNA. RefSeq lists its product as uncharacterized. Lineage: Eukaryota; Fungi; Ascomycota; Dothideomycetes; Pleosporales; Didymellaceae. The annotation marks the transcript as partial. The transcript is spliced from 2 exons. The record is from RefSeq and is a predicted model, not a curated record.
GUUCAGAGUCCAUGGGAUGGAGAAAUGAGAACCGAUAUGGAGACCUGGGGCUACCUCGACUCGGAUGAACUGCACCAAAACCACGAUACGGAUUGUGAUUUUGCAGACAAGCAUCAAGUAUCAGCCAUGUUCAACGACAACAAGUUCAGGGCUAACGUCAGAUCGUCUGGACAAGGUAGCCCAAACCGCUGCCUCUACUUCAUGCAUGCAGACAGUCCUGCCACCAUCCGUGAUCAAAAUCACAGCAUACCCAAAUUGACGAAACAGAAGUACUGGGUGGGCAGUCGAGAGAGUGCUAUAGAUGCGUAUGCUGGUAUUGGCGUUAAUCUGAAGGAAAAUUUCGUAUACUUCAUGAAUUGCAAAAGCCCUGAAGAAGCUGCAAAAGAGACUUGGAAAAGGCCGGUUACCCCGCACGAACUGCUGGCAUUGCGUUCAAGUUCUGAUUUAGUCUUCACCUUCUGGAACCGAGUCGCAACAACUGCCACACGCGGCAAUUUCAAAUACAUCACGUCUUGUCGAAUCACUAACGACAAGACUGAAGCGGUCAUCGAACGCGCCCUCGAAGCUGUGGGUGUCGAUCGGAUUCAGAAGUGGCCUGGCACUGAUUUC